CCAAAAAAAAAAAAAAAAAAAAAAGAGGAGCUUUCUUUGACUCUCUCUCAAUAUUCAUUCACACUUUGAAACUGAUCCUUUCGCAUUGUGCACUUUCUCUAGCCCUUCAUUUCUUCUUCCCCACACUCCCCAAAACCCCAUUAUUAAGGAGUCCGGAAUUGGACUUCACAUCUUACAAUUCAUAUUGGUCUUCCUUGAAAAUCUUUUGUAACCUAAAUUCCCCAUGAUUCCUUGCUGGGUUUUGCUUCUAUAAUAUUUUGGGAUAUUCUCUCCCGUGCCUUGUGUACUGUUAACAAAAAUACCCUCUUGCUCUCUUUGCAGGCUCUGAUCCAUGGGAAAUUGCUGUGCAAACCCCAGUUCUCCUUCUCAGAAGCAACACGGGAAGCGGAAGAAAAAACCCAAUCCCUUCUCUGCUGAUUACGCCGUGUCCAAUGGAACUGGAGGCGGGAACAAGUUUUGGGUCUUGAAAAAUCCGACGGGCCGUGACAUCACGGAACAAUAUGACCUCGGUCGUGAGCUCGGCCGAGGUGAAUUCGGGGUCACAUACUUGUGUACCGAUGUGUCUUCAGGCGAGAAGUUCGCCUGCAAAUCGAUAUCGAAGAAGAAGCUUAGGACUUUGGUGGAUAUUGAGGACGUGAGGAGGGAGGUGGAGAUUAUGAAGCAUUUGCCUAAGCAUCCGAAUAUCGUAACCUUGAAGGAUACUUUUGAGGAUGACCAGGCAGUUCACAUUGUCAUGGAAUUGUGCGAGGGAGGUGAGCUGUUUGAUCGGAUUGUGGCGAGGGGGCAUUACUCGGAACGAGCUGCAGCGGGUGUUAUGAAAACCAUUGUUGAAGUUGUUCAGAUGUGUCAUACGCAAGGAGUGAUGCAUCGUGAUCUCAAACCAGAGAACUUUCUUUUUUCUAACAAGAAGGAGACAUCCCCCUUGAAGGCAAUUGAUUUUGGGUUGUCGGUAUUCUUCAGACCUGGUGAGCAAUUCAAUGAGAUUGUGGGCAGUCCCUAUUACAUGGCUCCUGAGGUUCUAAAGCGCAAUUAUGGCCCAGAGGUUGAUGUCUGGAGUGCCGGGGUUAUUUUGUAUAUUUUACUUUGUGGUGUUCCGCCUUUCUGGGCAGAAACUGAGCAAGGGGUAGCCCAGGCUAUUAUUCGUUCUGUUAUUGAUUUUAAGAGGGACCCCUGGCCCAAAGUCUCAGAUACUGCAAAGGACCUUGUGAAGAAAAUGCUUGAUCCUGAUCCUAAGCGGCGGCUUACAGCUCAGGAAGUGCUUGAUCAUCCUUGGCUGCAAAAUGCCAAGAAGGCUUCAAAUGUUCCCCUGGGCGAGACUGUGAAAGCCAGGCUCAAGCAAUUUUCAGUGAUGAACAAGCUCAAAAAGAGAGCUCUAAGGGUGGUGGCUGAACAUUUGUCAGUUGAGGAAGUGGCUGGCUUAAAGGAAGCCUUUGAUAUGAUGGAUGCUGGCAAUAGAGGCAAGAUAAACCUUGAGGAGCUUCGAUUAGGGUUGCAAAAGCUUGGCCAACAGAUUGCUGAUGUAGAUCUUCAAAUACUAAUGGAAGCUGCUGAUCUUGACGGGGAUGGAACUCUCAAUUAUGGAGAGUUUGUCGCAGUUUCAGUUCACCUUAAAAAGAUGGGCAAUGACGAGCAUCUGCACAAAGCUUUUGCAUUCUUUGAUAGAAACCAGAGUGGUUACAUAGAAAUUGAAGAGCUGCGGGAUGCUUUGAGUGAUGAACUGGAAGCUAACAGUGAGGAAGUUAUCACUGCCAUUAUGCAUGAUGUGGACACAGACAAGGAUGGGCGCAUAAGUUAUGAGGAGUUUUCUGCAAUGAUGAAAGCUGGUACAGAUUGGAGAAAAGCAUCCAGGCAAUAUUCACGAGAAAGAUUCAACAGUCUCAGCUUGAGGUUGAUGAGGGAUGGGUCCUUACAGCCUACAGGUAGCCAAUGAGGGUAGAUGAACCAACGAUUAUUAGAAAUUACUAGAAAUAAAUAGUGAUGUUUGGGAAAUGAACAUAUUCUUUAUUUUUGUUGGAGUUUAUGCAAUCCUUGGUUUUUCAUUUUAUUUUUUUCAUUUUAUUUCCUCCAGACCUUCAAAUAGGUUGAUCGGCUUUAGGGGACCCUUAAUGUUUUUUCCUUUUUGGGUGUAACCUUUUUCUUUUCUAAGCCUCGAUGUCUUCUGAAAUAGCCAUCUUUAGGAUUUGUUUGUUUUGAGGUAGUUGCAGGAGAAAGAAGAAUUUAAUGUUAUCGUCGGGGAGAGUUUCAUGCAAGUGUUGUUAAUGUUAUGGUGAAACAUGUACGUGGUUGUAAAUAUGUCGACUCAGGCCCCUUUCUUUAUAGACAUGUUGUUUAAUAGCAGAAGCUGUCACAUGCAAUUAUUCAUUUUUUUCC
Juglans regia (Persian walnut) is the source of this 2370-nucleotide messenger RNA. Its product is annotated as calcium-dependent protein kinase 7-like. Gene Ontology annotation, biological process: intracellular signal transduction; peptidyl-serine phosphorylation; protein autophosphorylation. Gene Ontology annotation, cellular component: cytoplasm; nucleus. The coding region runs from base 332 to 1930 and encodes 532 amino acids. The record is from RefSeq and is a predicted model, not a curated record. Gene Ontology annotation, molecular function: ATP binding; calcium/calmodulin-dependent protein kinase activity; calmodulin binding. The transcript has 9 exons. Lineage: Eukaryota; Viridiplantae; Streptophyta; Magnoliopsida; Fagales; Juglandaceae.